Mesitornis unicolor (brown roatelo) is the source of this 680-nucleotide messenger RNA. RefSeq names its product neurotensin receptor type 1-like. Gene Ontology annotation, biological process: neuropeptide signaling pathway. The transcript is spliced from 3 exons. Bases 30 to 542 code for a protein of 170 amino acids. Lineage: Eukaryota; Metazoa; Chordata; Aves; Mesitornithiformes; Mesitornithidae. Gene Ontology annotation, cellular component: plasma membrane. Gene Ontology annotation, molecular function: G protein-coupled neurotensin receptor activity. The record is from RefSeq and is a predicted model, not a curated record.
UCAACACUUUUAUCUCCUUCGUGUUCCCCAUGGUGGUCAUCUCUGUGCUCAACACCAUCAUCGCCAACCAGCUCAUGGUGAUGUUCAAACAGGCUGCCCAGGAGAACCAGGUCUGCACCAUCGGCGGGCAGCAGACGAUGCUCAGCAUGUCCAUGGAGCCCAGCCGCGUGCAAGCCUUGAAGCACGGCGUGAGGGUCCUACGUGCUGUGGUGAUUGCCUUCGUGGUCUGCUGGCUCCCCUAUCACAUACGGCGUCUCAUGUUUUGCUACGUCCCCUCCAGCCACUGGACAGAUUUCCUUUUCAACUUCUACCACUACUUCUACAUGCUGACAAAUGUCCUCUUCUACGUCAGCUCGGCAAUCAACCCCAUCCUCUACAACCUGGUGUCUGCAAACUUCCGACAGAUCUUCCUCUCCACACUCACAAUCCUGUGCCUGCCGUGGAGGAAGAAGAAGAAACGAUUGGCCUUCACCAGGAAAUCCAACAGCAUCUCCAGCAACCACACAUUUUCCAGCCAAGUCACAAGGGAAACUACAUACUGAAGCCAAAGGAGGAAGGGAAAUGCACUUCGUUGUGGAGUCAAAACUUGAGAGAGGCCUCUGUGACUUUCAUGCAUGGUCUCCAAAUUCACGUAACACAAAUGUGUUUAGCAAAGUCAUUGUUGUUGGAAAAAUAGGCUU